Adineta steineri is the source of this 426-nucleotide messenger RNA. The record is from the annotation of a GenBank genome assembly. NCBI's taxonomy places the organism in Eukaryota, Metazoa, Rotifera, Eurotatoria, Adinetida, Adinetidae.
AUGGACAAAAAUCCAGAAGUUGUUGAUACUGCAGUUGAUGAAGCACGUGCACGUGUUUGGAGACCAUGGAAUGAAUCAUUAUUCGGCUGUUUUAGUGAUAUUAAGACAUGUUGUUGUGGAUUCUGCUGUCUACCAUGUUUAUUUGGUCAAAAUGCUCAAAAAAUCGAUGGUAGUAGUUGUGUAGGUUGUUGUCUUGCAUAUUGGAUAACAGGCGCCUGCUCUUUAUGUUGGGUACCACAUAUGAUAAAACGAAAAGUACUACGUGAAAAGUAUCUUUUGAAACCAGACCCAUGUCAUGAUUGCCUUGUCGCUGCUUGUUGUGGACCAUGUGGUGUUUGUCAAGAGGCUCGUGAAUUGAAGAGCAGAAGUGUAACACAUGGUCGUCAUCCCGUACGUGUUCAACAACCAGUAGCAUAUCGAAGAUAA